AACUUUGAGCUAGCUACUUCGUGUUGAUUUAAGAAUCAAGAAUCUGUAUAAUGUUUUGAUUUUAAUAUUAUUAUUAGAUAUGAGACAAGACCACAUUUAGCAAAAUUUAGAGCGAGGUUUUAUUUAGUGGAUAAUAUUUAAUGUUAAAUUAUUUCUAUAACUUAAACCAUGUCUUUUCAUAGAGGUAAUAGCAAUCCUGAUUUUCCUUUGGAGGCUUUAAAAGUUCAUGGGCCAAAUUACCUAAAACACGCCCUAACUAGCUGUACUGAUCCUCUGAAAGCUAUUGAAGAAUUUCAGCUAACAAAUGGAAUACUCUUACCAUCAUUGAGGCCUAUGCUUCCAUUGCUAGAUCUGCAUGGAGUUAGAAGACUGGAUUUUCACAUGUCUGUAGUAGAGGAGCUAAGGGAAAAACUGAUAAACCAUAUUAAUGAGAUUGGCAAGCAAGAAGGUAAAGAACGUGAUCACAAACUGAAAGAACUAUUAGUGAAAAGUUUUCCUGUAAUAAGGGUUAAAGCUAUGAGACCCAUCGUUAUGGCUAUUUUGAAAAAUAUUCCUCAGAUUGAGGACCACUAUUUAAAAGUCUUAGUUAGGGAUAGAGAACUAUAUUUAGAUACAGAUACAGAAGUAAAAAGACAGAUAUGGAAGGACAAUCAGUCUCUUUUUGGAGAUGAAGUAUCACCUUUACUCAGCCAAUACAUUAGUGAGAAGGAAAAUGUACUAUUUGAUCAUUCAAAUUUAGCAACGCAGUUUUUUGGACCUUCACCAAAGGUAAGAAGACAAGGAGAAGUCGUCCAAAAACUAGCCCACAUGAUAGGUAACAGCGUCAAACUGUACGAUAUGGUACUUCAAUUUUUAAGAACUCUCUUUUUAAGAACUCGCAUUGUCCAUUAUUGCACACUACGAGCCGAACUUCUUAUGGCACUUCACGAUCUCGAAGUUCAAGAUAUCAUUUCUAUAGACCCUUGCCAUAAGUUUACUUGGUGUCUGGACGCAUGCAUCAGAGAGAAAAACGUUGACAUUAAAAGAUCGAGAGAGUUACAAGGUUUUUUGGACAAUGUGAAACGAGGGCAGGAGCAAGUGCUUGGCGAUCUAUCAAUGACACUAUGCGAUCCUUACGCUAUUAAUUUUUUAGCUACUUCUGCUAUCAAGAUCUUGCAACAUCUAAUACAUAUGGAAGGAAUGGCUAGAGAUAAUACAAUUUUGAUUCUUCUUCUGCGAAUGUUAGCCUUAGGUUUAAGCGCUUGGGUAAUGAUAGACUCGCAAGAUUUUAAAGAACCCAAAUUAGACGCUCAAGUGGUGACCAAAUUUCUUCCAGCGUUAAUGUCUCUAAUGGUUGACGAUCAAGUGCGACAGCUGAGCGGCAAAUUACCCCACGACGAACGUGAAGCUGCUAUCACCGUCAUCGAACAUUCUGGACCUUUGCCCGACGCGGUAGAGGCAUAUUUGCAAGACAGUACUGUGGCUAGUAUUCUUGCCAUGUAUUACACUUUGCAUGCUGCGAGGCUAAAGGAUAGGGUGGGACUAUUGAGGAUACUGACAGUCUUGGCUAAUUGUAAAGAUGACAGGGCGUUUGAGGAUCCAUUUUUACAUUCUUUUGUGUGCUUACUCAUUCACAACUCGGAUGAAUUCCAAGCGGAAGAUUUUUGUACUGCUCUUUUCGACGAAUUUUUCUUCGCUGGUCUCUCUAGAGACAACGUAACUAGGCACCUUCUUAAACUUUUAUGGUACGUUCAUCAAAAAUUACCGACGAGUAGAUUACAUUCUCUAAUGAAAGCCCUACAGCCAACUCAUCAACACAGUGAAAAGGUUCAUCUGCUGUACAAACUGCUCCAAGACAAGAUAGUUUCGCAAGAAGAGACUGUGAUACCUCCUGAAAUGGAUAUUGAUAUUAAUUCACCGUUAAUGAGUGUGCCGACUCCUGCCCCCUAUCAUCAUACAUUGUAAAGGUUAUGAAGAGGAUAGAGGACAAGAAAAGAAAGGAAGAAAAGAAAUGUACAAAUCAUACAUAAAAAAACACAACCCUUUGCUAUAGUUUCAAAGUUUCUUUUCCGACCAGUCAAAUAUUGCAAAUCAUUUAACAAAAUAUGUGAUUCUCAUUAGUUUGACGGAUUUCGAAAAUCAAAUUUUGACUUAUGUUUUGACAAAAUAAUGUUGCAUGUUUCAAGACACGACACACUGGAGAGAUUAUUUCUUUUAAAUGAAAAAUUUCUAUAUAUCUUUUUAUAUAUUAGAUAUCAUGUUUUCAAUAACAAACCAUAUUCUGUGAUUGUACAACAAAGUUGUUAUAUAAAUUAAUAAAAAAAAUUAAUACAUU
Messenger RNA from Diabrotica virgifera virgifera (western corn rootworm), 2314 nucleotides. RefSeq names its product negative elongation factor B (gene NELF-B). Gene Ontology annotation, cellular component: NELF complex; nucleus. The transcript is spliced from 7 exons. Bases 169 to 1944 code for a protein of 591 amino acids. Gene Ontology annotation, biological process: negative regulation of transcription elongation by RNA polymerase II. The record is from RefSeq and is a predicted model, not a curated record. Lineage: Eukaryota; Metazoa; Arthropoda; Insecta; Coleoptera; Chrysomelidae.